Setaria italica (foxtail millet) is the source of this 608-nucleotide messenger RNA. RefSeq lists its product as uncharacterized. The record is from RefSeq and is a predicted model, not a curated record. The coding region runs from base 157 to 567 and encodes 136 amino acids. The transcript has a single exon. Lineage: Eukaryota; Viridiplantae; Streptophyta; Magnoliopsida; Poales; Poaceae.
GUCGUGUUGACUGACCCUGUGACCAUCGAGGUUGAGCUCAAAGUGAAGGGCAAUGUCGAAACCGAGGAUAAGGACUUGAGCUUGCUAGCUGUGCCAUUGACAUGCUCUGGUGGAUCUGGUUCGUCUCCAUUUGAGUACACUAGCAAGCUUAGCACAAUGGAGUUUAUGUUGGGAGAGAUAGCUUCAUCUGUGGAGGCCACAGUAUUUGUUCGAGUCACCGAUGGGUCAUGGCCAGAUGGUUUUCGUGGUCAAUUUGCUGCUCGUACCUCCAGUAUUGGUCAAGAGAAGGUCAUCCUUCUCGAUUUUGGAGAUGGCAACGUGACUGUUAACGCUGAUGGCAUUAUGAAGCUCUCUCGUCAUGUUGUUUCUGUUGAUGUUAGUGGGAAGCUGAAAGUUUCUUUCAAGGCAUGGCAAGAUGGUUGCAAGGUUGUGGAAGGAGAGGUGGUGUUCACGCCUGCGAAAGCAGGUAGAAGUUAUGGUACUCUUCGCUUUGGAUCCUGUAGAAUGGAAGUUCUUGUCGCUUGGUCGCUCAUUUCGCGUGAGCCUGAACCUGACUACUUGAUGUAAUGGUUGUGGAGCACAAUUAUGCAAAUAAUUAAAGUUUCAGA